UCUCUCUCUCUCUCCCCCCUAUUCUCUUCUCCACUCACGAAACCCUACACUAUUUCUCUCCCGAUCUGAGACUAACCCUACCUCAUCGGCCGCCAUCUCUAUCGCGCGCUCUCUCUGUCUCUCUGUCUCUCUGUCAACUCGUCUCUAUCGCGCUCGCUCUCUCUCUCUCUCUCUCUCUCUCUCUCUCUUAGUCACAUCUUUAAGUCUCUUAGAGACGCGAGACUCAUUCUCUUUCUCCAAACCUAACCAAACAUCAAUCCAAUAUCAUUGGUUUUUGGAGCGAAUCCUUGUAAAUUUUGGAGGGCUCUGGUUCAUUCUAAGUUGUUGUGCUUAGUCUCUGUGGGUUUGGAUUAAUAGGCAAAAUUGAAGAUUGUUGCGUUGCAGCUUUCUGUGGUCCGAAUUGCCUCGAAUUGUGUCUUUGGACUGAGGAUGCAGGUUUGACACUUUGUCGAAUUGGAACAAUGAUGAUGGAGAAGCCAUGGGAGUUGCAAAACAUGUUUUGUUUGCAGCUCCCUUAACUGAUACAAGUGAAUAUAUUUGGUGCUUUACCUUUUUUUUUUUUUUGGUCAUGGGUUUUAAAAUUUAAUUUCGUAGUUUUAUGAUGAUUGUGAAAUUUAAUUUGAUAGUUUAGAUACUUUUUUUUUAAAAAAAAAACAGGUUAUAGUUGAAUUUACAUAAUUUGGGCAAGGAAAACCUUUAAUUGAUGGGCUGCUUGAAAAACUGGUAUUGUUAAAAAAAUAAACAAUAUUGGGCUUUUGAAAAUUCAACAAUAUUGGGCUUUUGGAAAGAAAAAAAAAUUGAUUUUGGGCUCAACCCAGAACCGACCAAAAAACCAGAACCGAACCUUGUAUGUUCGGGUCGGCCCAACUUCGGGUUUCAUUUUUGACCCGAUCCAACCCGAGAACUGCAGUAUUGGUCGGUUUAGCCCACUGGUCAGUCAAAAUUUGACCCGACCCAAACCGUGCCCAGGCCUAGUGCUGCCAGAUCCGAGCAGCUGCGUCUGGAAAAAGUUUAGAGAGCAGCGCAAGGCAAGCCCACAGGGGACUUUCAUCGAGCACCUUGCACACAAGGGGUCGCUCAGAUAACGGCCAAGGGGUCGCUGGUGGAGUCCACGGCUAGAUUUCCGGCAUUCCAAGGGGUCGUGUGACCCCUCUUGUCCCAACGUGCGUCCGCCACUGGCUCCCACCAAAACUCCUUGACACCCGCCCGCACCCAAUCCCUUUCUCCUUCUCCUCCCCCUCCUGCUGCUACGUCAAAGCCCCUUGUAGAGGACAGGGAACUAAGAACAGCGCCAGGACUUUGAACGAGACCACAAGAGAAAGAAAAUGACCAAUCCAGUUCAGGAUUUUCAUGAAGAAGAAGAAGAUGACCAGGGCGAGGUUUAUCUUGAUGAAGCUGACAUUAUUGGCGAAGUCGAUGUUGAUGAUGAAGAUCUUCCUGAUGCAGAUGAUGAAAUUAUUGAUGAGCCUGAUGACUCCAUGCACAUAUUCACUGGUCAUACUGGUGAGCUUUACACGGUUGUCUGCAGCCCAACAGAUCCUACAUUAGUUGCAACUGGGGGUGGAGAUGACAGAGGGUUUCUUUGGAAAAUUGGACAAGGAGAUUGGGCGUUUGAGCUCCAAGGUCAUAAGGAUUCUGUUUCUAGUUUAGCAUUUAGUACUGAUGGACAAUUGCUUGCAUCCGGAAGCUUGGAUGGAAUUAUUCAAAUUUGGGAUAUCACAUCACAAAAUCUGAAAUGCACUCUUGAAGGUCCUGGGGGGGGCAUUGAGUGGGUCAGGUGGCAUCCUAGGGGGCAUCUGGUCCUGGCUGGUACAGAGGACUCUAUUGUUUGGAUGUGGAAUGCUGACAAAGGUUCCUAUCUUAAUUCGUUUUCAGGCCAUGGUGGUAGCGUGAGUUGUGGUGAUUUUACCCCCGAUGGUAAAACAAUAUGCACUGGUUCUGCUGAUGCAACUUUGAGAAUAUGGAAUCCAAAAAGUGGCGAAAACAUUCAUGUGGUACAAGGUCACCCAUACCAUACUGCAGGAUUGACAUGUUUGGCAAUAAGCUCUGAUUCAACUCUAGCUGUUACUGGUUGUGAAGAUGGUUCUAUCCAUGUUGUCAACAUAGUAACUGGAAAGGUUGUUAGUUCCCUGCCUUCACAUUCAGAUUCUGUCGAAUGUAUCGAGCUUGCCCCAAGCUUCCCGUGGGCUGCAAUAGGAAGUAUGGAUAACAAGCUAAUCAUCUGGGAUUUGCAGCAUUCGUUGGCCCGCUCCACAUGUGAUCAUGAGGAUGGAGUGACAUGCUUGACAUGGCUUGGUGGAUCGAGGUACCUAGCAACGGGUUGCGGGGAUGGGAAGGUUCGACUGUGGGAUAGUCUCUCGGGUGAUUGUGUAAGAAUCUUCAAUGGGCACAGUGAAUCUAUUCAGUCUCUCUCUGUUUCUGCCAACCAAGAGUUUCUUGUUUCAGUAUCUACUGAUGGAACUGCCCGAGUUUUUGAGAUUGCAGAAUAUAAGUAAGCAAAGAUAGCCUACUUCAUAUAUUUGUAACAAAUAUGGUCCUAGAGUUAUGUAGUACUUGUGUUCAAAGAAUCUGAGAUGAAUUCCAAUACGUAAGCUUUCCUGAUAAAAUUUUCAACAUUACUGUUC
This is a messenger RNA of Prunus persica (peach), 2624 nucleotides long. Its product is annotated as angio-associated migratory cell protein. The transcript has 16 exons. Gene Ontology annotation, molecular function: protein binding. The record is from RefSeq and is a predicted model, not a curated record. NCBI's taxonomy places the organism in Eukaryota, Viridiplantae, Streptophyta, Magnoliopsida, Rosales, Rosaceae. The coding region runs from base 1326 to 2495 and encodes 389 amino acids.